CGGACCACGCCCUCCGGGCUGGACGGGGCGCGCCCUAUAAAGCCCCGGUCGCCCGCGGCUGGGCCACCUCUCCGGCCCGCCCCGUCGCCAGCAUGUUGCAGAGCCGCCCGCUGCUCUUCUCGGCGCUGGGAGAGCCGCCCGUCGAGGCCACCCGGGACCCGGCGCCUCCGCCGCGGAGCCGCUUCGACAUCGAGUCGCUGCUGGCCAAGCCGGAGCCGCCCCGUCGGAGCGCGCCCGGAGCCAGCGUCUGGGCCGCCGCCGCCGCCUCCCCGGGCGCGCUGCGCUUCGGCUGCGCCCUCCGGUUCCUGCCGGUCCCUGCCGUCUGCUUGGGCGAGAGGACCCCCGCGCUGCUCCCGCUGCAACCCCGCCAGUGCGCCCCGACCGGCUGCAGGAGGCCAGAGCUGGAGUUUGCUCACUGCGCCCUGGCUGGCUCCCUGGGGGCUCCCCUUUCCUGGAGAUCGGGGGGUCCCUGCAAGAUGAAGAGGGUGCGCACCGUCUUCACGCCAGAGCAGCUGGACCGGUUGGAGAAAGAGUUCCUCAAGCAGCAGUACAUGGUGGGCAACGAGAGAGUGGACCUGGCCGCCACCCUGCACCUCACAGAAACCCAGGUGAAAGUCUGGUUCCAGAACAGGAGGAUCAAAUGGCGGAAGCAGAGCCUGGAGCAGAAGGCAGCUAAGCUCUCGCAGUUUGGGGGGCCGCAGCCCGUCCCCCGGGGGCUGCCAGACGAGGAGGAUAGUGGCGAGAACGAGGAGGGGGACGUGGACAUCGAAGUCUAGUGGUUGCUGCCCCAGACGAGGACACUACUUUGCACCUGCCUCCUCAGGAGGUCAGGACUUGAUGGCGCCCCCAUGAACACCCCCAGAGCCUUGCCUGGUCCACCUGGGGACUGGGGCUGGUGGUCUGGGCCUUUGGAUGCCAGUCUCGGUCUCUUUGUGUGCACACUCAUUGCCUGGCUCCAUCGGGCAGCAUUUAGCGAAGGGCUUCCGCUAGGACUUUGGGCUGUGCGACAGAACUUUCUCUGUCUCUGUGCACCCCUAAUUCUGUUCUGGGGAUUCCCCAGACCCUGUGGACCAUAGCUGGGUGGGGGCAGCAGGGAGAAGAGGGGCAGGGGAUUUUGCAUUGCGCAGCCAGAAGUCCUUGCGCUAGUGGACAUCCUUGGCUGCAUUCCACCCAGUGCAUCCUGCUCGCUGCCUCUGCUUCUGGGCACUAAUGUGGCA
Messenger RNA from Podarcis raffonei (Aeolian wall lizard), 1217 nucleotides. Its product is annotated as homeobox protein not2-like. The transcript has 3 exons. Gene Ontology annotation, molecular function: DNA binding; DNA-binding transcription factor activity, RNA polymerase II-specific. The record is from RefSeq and is a predicted model, not a curated record. Gene Ontology annotation, biological process: central nervous system development; regulation of DNA-templated transcription; neuron differentiation. The coding region runs from base 93 to 776 and encodes 227 amino acids. NCBI's taxonomy places the organism in Eukaryota, Metazoa, Chordata, Lepidosauria, Squamata, Lacertidae.